UGCGGGUCCGGUGGUGAGGGUGGGUCGGCGGGAUGACGGCGGCGCGCGGGCCCUGAAGCAUGUCGCAGCAACCCCACGCGCUCCCCUGGAGCCUCCACUACCAGUACAGGGAGUGCGGCGGGUCGCUGGCGCCGUGCCGGGAGUCGUUCUACGAGCACGCACACACGCACGCGCCCCCGCAUCUGUACCGGACGCACACGCACGCGCCGCCCGACGGACAGACCCAGCCUCACGCGUGCAAGAGUGACAGCGAGGAGACCAGGCUGGACUACAGAGAUCAGUACCUACACAGAUGCGGCAUCCCGUUCAGUAAAUGUAAUGAGGACGAGGAGGCGAGGGAGGAGCCGGUCUCCAGCUCCGAGCCCCACCACCGCUGGGACGAGAAGCUAGUGAGCAGCUCGCUGUGUGCGACGCCGCUCGCCGUGUCGAGCCGGACCGACCCCGCCAGCCCGCAGCACGUCACCACUACACAUUCAGGCGGGCGGCGCGGCUCGCUGCAGCUGUGGCAGUUUCUGGUGUCUCUGCUGGCGGAGGGCGCGCGCUGCGUGGCCUGGACCGGCCGCGGGCUCGAGUUCAAGCUGCACGAGCCGGAGGAGGUGGCGCGGCGCUGGGGCGCACAGAAGAACCGGCCCGCCAUGAACUACGACAAGCUGUCCCGCUCGCUGCGGUACUACUACGAGAAGGGGAUCAUGCAGAAAGUAGCAGGCGAGCGGUACGUGUACAAGUUCGUGUGCGACCCGGAGGCGCUGUUCAGCAUGGCGGGGGGCCGGCUGCCGCCCCCCUACCCGCACCGCUACUACCACCCCCUCGACCAGCUGCCGCACUACGACGUCUAGC
This is a messenger RNA of Bombyx mandarina (wild silkworm), 837 nucleotides long. RefSeq names its product protein C-ets-2. Gene Ontology annotation, biological process: cell differentiation; regulation of transcription by RNA polymerase II. NCBI's taxonomy places the organism in Eukaryota, Metazoa, Arthropoda, Insecta, Lepidoptera, Bombycidae. Gene Ontology annotation, cellular component: nucleus. Gene Ontology annotation, molecular function: sequence-specific DNA binding; DNA-binding transcription factor activity, RNA polymerase II-specific. The record is from RefSeq and is a predicted model, not a curated record.